UCAAUUGCAAGCCACACAUACGUAGAUAAGCUUGCCAUCCUUGAAUCCAUCCAACGAUUCACAAACCAAUACCAACAUGACCCUCAUCUCAGAUUUCCUCCACACUACUCAUAUCACCGCAAAUGAACUCCCACGCAUACUUCUCACUCUUCUUUUACUACUUCUUGUCCUCUUUACGCUCUCUUGCAACUACGCAUGGAUGAAGAAAAGAACCUCGCUUUCGCUACUGCCUCCGGGCCCACGUGGCGUCCCGUUAUUCGGGAACCUCCUCUCUCUUGACUCGGAGCUUCACUCCUACGUCAUGAGCUUGGCCCAAAUCUACGGGCCCAUAUUCAGGCUUCAGCUCGGCAACAAGAUUGGAAUUGUGGUGAACUCACCUUCCCUGGCUUGCCAAGUUCUCAAAGACCACGACCUCACCUUUGCGAACCACGACGUCUCAGCAGCGGGCAGGGCAGCCAGCUAUGGUGGGUCCGAUAUUGUAUGGACCCCAUAUGGGCCUGAGUGGCGGAUGUUGAGAAAAGUGUUCAAGGUGCUUAGUAAUACAGGGUUGGACUCCGUUUACAUGAUUCGUCGUAAACAAGUCCGAGAAACAGUUAGGUACUUUUAUAAUCGGGUUGGGUCACCCGUAAACAUUGGGGAGCAGAUGUUCUUGACUGUGAUGAACGUGAUUACGAACAUGAUGUGGGGUGAAACAGUGGAAGGGGAAGAGGGGGCUAGCCUAGGUGCUGAUUUCAGAGAAGUGGUGUCGUUGAUGACAGAGCUUAUGGGGAAGCCCAACAUCUCGGAUUUUUAUCCGGGUUUGGCCAGGUUUGACUUGCAAGGCAUAAAGAGGCAGAUGGAUGGGUUGGCCAAACGGUUUGAUCGGAUCUUUGAUGUUAUGAUAAACCAACGACUGAAGAUUGAUAAAGAAGGUGGGAACAAAGGGAGUAAGGAUUUUUUGCAGUUCUUGUUGAAGUUGAAGGAUGAAGGUGAUUCUAAGACACCUCUCACCAUGAUACACCUCAAGGCCUUGUUCAUGGAUAUGAUGGUCGGUGGGACAGAGACAUCCUCCAACACACUUGAGUUUGCCAUGGCUGAAAUCAUGAACAAACCGGAGGUGACGAGGAAAACCCAAGAAGAAUUGGAGGCUGUAGUUGGCAAAGAUAACAUUGUAGAAGAGUCUCAUAUUCACAAACUACCAUACUUACAAGCUGUAAUAAAAGAAACAUUGCGGUUACACGCACCCGUGCCAUUAUUAGUCCCUCGUUGCCCAAGUGAAACAUGCACCGUGGGAGGCUACACCAUUCCAAAUGGGUCUAGGGUCUUUGUGAAUGUAUGGGCGAUACAAAGGGACCCCUCUAUUUGGGAAAAUCCAUUAACUUUUGAUCCAAAGAGGUUCCUGGAUGGUAAAUGGGACUAUAGUGGAAGUGACUUUAGUUAUUUUCCGUUUGGGUCUGGUCGAAGAAUAUGCGCUGGAAUUGCAAUGGCUGAGAGGAUGAUGAUGUAUUCACUUGCUACACUUCUGCAUUCUUUUGAUUGGAAACUUCCCCAAGGAGAGAAGCUGGACCUUACUGAAAAGUUUGGGAUUGUGCUGAAAAAAAAGAUCCCUCUUGUCGCAAUACCUACCCCAAGGUUAUAUGAUCCAUCUAUGUAUGAGUAGGACUGCCCAAGGCCUAGGCCUAAGGUCCCUACUACAAAAAACUUCUACCCCUUCAUAAAGAAGGCCGCAUCGCCCAUUUUAGAAAGUCCCAAAAUUUAUAAUAAUAAAUUUAAAAAAAUGAUUCUGCAUUUUA
Molecule: messenger RNA, 1772 nt
Organism: Quercus robur (English oak)
Lineage: Eukaryota; Viridiplantae; Streptophyta; Magnoliopsida; Fagales; Fagaceae
Product: flavonoid 3'-monooxygenase CYP75B137-like
Exons: 2
Coding region: 77-1639 (520 amino acids)
Molecular function (GO): heme binding; iron ion binding; monooxygenase activity
Source: RefSeq, a predicted model, not a curated record